AUGUUGGAAGGACAGUCUCUAUGCUUUCAUGCUCCUGACGCCUGGGAUCCUGCUUCCAAGUAUGCUCCAAUCUGGGUACGAGCUAUUGGAAACGACAAGCCUCCUGACGCCAUGCAAGGUGGAAAAUGUGGUCCAUACAUGAAUCCACCUGGCGCUCAUUUCGCAUAUGGAGGUCGAGAAGUCAUCAAAAAUGACUACGAAGGCCUCACUCUCGCCAAAAACACUCAAACCUUUUGUCGGUGGAGACGAAUCGCUCAAGGAAUCACCACCAUGAUGGAAAUGACGAAACAGGACGUCUUGAAACCUGCUUCUGGUGGAUAUGAAAAGGACGGUCGUCCAUUGUAUAUCGGUCAAGCUAUUUCUCAUUAUGCCUAUGGAGACAAGGAAUGGACAACUGACCGUUUCAGCUUCUUGGUUUUUGACACCUCCUUGCUUGAAACUGAAACUGCCACUCCCCAUCGCCAAUCUGAAAGUGGUAUUCCUCCUCGUCAAUUUGAAGGUGGUGCUCCUCCCCAUCAAUCUGAACGUGGUUAUGGUGCGAAUCCUCCUGGUCAAUCUGGUGGCUGGGGUGCCAAUCCUCCUCGUCCAGCUGAAGGUGGUUCUGGUAGUCUCUAUCCUCAUCCGACUGAAGGUGGUUAUGGUCGUGCUUUUCAUGGCCCAACUGAAGGUGGCUAUGGUGGAUUUGGAUACCCUCCUCGUCAAAGUGAAGGCGAUUAUGGUGGCCAUUCUCCUCGUUCAAAUGAAGGUCGCUUUGGUGAUUAUCCUCCUAGUUAUACUGAAGCUGGGCAUCAUCAUCAACACCAUCAAGAGGGUCAUUCUCAUCAUCAUCACACUCAAGGUUGUCUUCGUGAAUGGGCUGAAGGAAUUACCUAUGAGCCAGGUCAGGCAGGACAAGCACUCCACUAUCAAGCUCCCAAUGCAUCGAAUCCUUGGUCCAAACAUGCUCCACAUUUUGUACCUGCCACUGAAAAUAGCAUUCCACCUGACGCCAUUCAAGGAGGGAGUGAAGCUGGACAUCCACUCUACAUUGCUCGAGCUUUCAUUGAUGGUGGAGUUCAUCCUGGAAAAUGUGGUCCACACAUGCAUCCAACAGGCGCUCAUGUGGCAUAUGGUGGACACGAGACCAUCAAAAAUGACUAUGAAGUCCUCACCGUCGAUAAAAGCUCUCAACCCUUUUAUCGAUGGGAACGAAUCAGUCAAGGAAUCACCACCAUGAUUGAAAUGAAAGAUCAAGGCAUCUUGAAGCCUGUCACUGGCGGAUAUGAAAAGGAUGGUCGUGCAUUGUAUGUCUGUCAAGCCAUCCAUGAAGAUGACAAGGGGCAAAGUGUACAUCCUGGCAAGUGUGGCAUGCACAUGCCUGAAGGAGGUGAAAAAAGUAAUGUCUCGGCUGCUAGGAUACUUUAUUCAUCUACGCUCAUUUUAGCUCAUUAUGCAUUUGGAGGCAAAGAAAAAAUCACUGAACGUUUCGCCAUCUUGGUGCUUGACACCUCCAUUCGUGAUACUGAAAGUGCUCUUCCUGCACAAACUGGCCAUCCUCAACCUGCGUAUCAUCCAGGUGGGCUUCCUCGUGAAACAGAAGGUGAUUGUCCUCGUCCUAAGGGAUACGACGGAUAA
Molecule: messenger RNA, 1614 nt
Organism: Synchytrium microbalum
Lineage: Eukaryota; Fungi; Chytridiomycota; Chytridiomycetes; Synchytriales; Synchytriaceae
Exons: 6
Coding region: 1-1614 (537 amino acids)
Source: RefSeq, a predicted model, not a curated record